AAUUAAGAAACUAGUUUUCAAAAGGUUGUAGACAGGUCACACAGGAGGACAGUUCCACAUAAAGUGACACAUUGUUGACUGUUUGUGUAUUUAAAAUGUUUCAGCUAAUAUUCCACUUUAUUAAAGAGACUGAACUGAACUGAAACCUAUGAAACACACAAGUCUAAGGUAAACUCAGGGUUGUGUGAGCUGUGCAGAAAGCUUUAUUACUUAGGCUGAUGUUUCAGCUCCAGCACCUUGAUAAUUAACAACCAAUCAUAGCCUGACUGUUACAGCUCGCAGGUUAGUCCGUGUCCCUUUAAUUACGGGAGGAAGAACGACUUGAGGGGUGUGUUCAGUGAGUUGACAUCGAGACGGCAGGUAGCCUCAAAGAAACAUGUCCUCUCCAGAGAUCGCCUCGCUCUCCUGGGGCCACAUGAAGGUGAAGGGAUGCUCCUCCACCUACAAGGACUGUAAGGUCUGGCCUGGAGGGAGCCGAGCCUGGGACUGGAGAGAGACUGGGACUGACCAUUACCCUGGAGUACAACCUGCUGACCUAGAUGAGGUGCUGAAGAAGGGAAUCGACCUGCUGGUAAUUGGCAGAGGCAUGAGCGAGGCUCUGCAGGUUCCCCCCUCCACCCUGGACUUUGUGAAGCAGAAAGGCGUUGAUGUAAAAGUCUUCCAGACGGAGAAGGCUGUCGCUGAAUACAACAAACUGGCCGGCCAGGGUGCAAAGGUGGGCGGGGUUUUCCACUCCACCUGCUGAUGUCACCCAUACCUUGCUGACGUGGCCACCUGAGGAGGACUCUACAAGCUUUUUCACUGUAGAGAGAAUAUCCCACUGUGGUGCUGAAGCUUUGAGUUACUGUGAAGAUGCAAACAAGCUGCCGACUAAAUUUUAGUCUCACUUGCAUUUGUGACUUCCUGAUUAUGAAAACACAAUAAUGGGCAUAGACUGAUAGACUCCUGCUUUCUGUUGUGCUACAGGGCUCAUUAGUUUUCCAUGCUUUGCACAUUAGAGAGCACUCUUUCCUUUACAGCCGUGUGCUUCCUGCCUGCCUUAAAAGCCCAAACUCAUCUGCUGAUGAAUUCAGCACAAAAGAAGCCUUCAAACAACAAGAGCCACCGAUAACAGUUGAAACAGAGUUUCUGUAGGUAAACGUGUGGAACGAUUGUUGAUCUUUGCCUGCAGCUGUUUCAUGGUUCAGUCUCUGUCCACAGGCUCAGCAGGAGCCAAUCACAGCACAGAAACUAGGUCCAUUCACACCUGUGGCCAUUUUAAAAUCAGGUGGAGAGACUGGCACAGAGAGAACCUCCAAACUGUGGUUAACACAGUCAAAUCUUUAAGUAAAUAAACAUCUUAAACAAUAGAAUUCACAAAUCGAGUCACUUUCUCUCUCAGAGAAGUUAUUUUAAAGGUGGUGGCCGAAAAGAAUGUAGAGCAUCUUAGAAAGCUCUUCUAGAUUUGACUUUAGAUGCAGUCACAUGUUAUAAAAGCUGAAAUGUAUGGAUGUUACCUGCUGUCUAAACAGGGAGGAGUUCAGUUUGAUUCCUCAUGUGACAAAAUAAAAGUAGAGAAUGAAACUU
Molecule: messenger RNA, 1566 nt
Organism: Neolamprologus brichardi
Lineage: Eukaryota; Metazoa; Chordata; Actinopteri; Cichliformes; Cichlidae
Gene: aamdc
Product: adipogenesis associated, Mth938 domain containing
Biological process (GO): positive regulation of fat cell differentiation
Cellular component (GO): cytoplasm
Source: RefSeq, a predicted model, not a curated record